Molecule: messenger RNA, 1368 nt
Organism: Emericellopsis cladophorae
Lineage: Eukaryota; Fungi; Ascomycota; Sordariomycetes; Hypocreales; Bionectriaceae
Product: dual specificity phosphatase 12
Exons: 4
Coding region: 1-1368 (455 amino acids)
Biological process (GO): protein dephosphorylation
Cellular component (GO): nucleus
Molecular function (GO): protein tyrosine/serine/threonine phosphatase activity
Source: RefSeq, a predicted model, not a curated record
AUGAGGCACGACUUGGAGUGGAACUCCGAGACUCAGACCACCAACCUCGAAGUAAGCCUGCCGCUUCAAAAUCAACACCUCGGGCCACCCUCCGUUAAACUAUCCUCCAAAGUGACAUCUUAUCAUACCAGCGACCCGGACGCAGACCUGAACACCAAGCCAGAGAUCUGGCAGAACGUUGGCCGCGAGUUUGCCACCCAAGAACUAAAGAGCCUGAAAAGAAGCAUCGUCGCGAUGGCGCUAAGUCGGGUUGAUGGGCAUGACGAGCUCUACGUGGGCGGCAUCUGGGCUCUGCGCCGCUCCGACUCGCUCGCUGAGCGUCACAUCACGCAUGUCCUGUCCAUGGUGGGGUUCAACCAGUCGAGUCUUAAAAACUUCAAGGACGAGCCGUGGACGCACUAUGGUCGCAACUACGAGCACCUCGUCAUCGACAUUGACGAUGUAGACGAUACUGAUCUUCUGAUCGAGCUUCCCCGUGCGGUCAAGUUCAUCGACGGCGGAUUACGAGCAGGCCGUGCUAUAGCGACCAAGUCAGCAUUGGGGAUCAAGACGAUUGAAGAAGGGCUCGAGGCUCUAGACGUAGAGUCUUCUUCCGCGGCCAAGGGGUCCGAGGCGGUGCCCGGCGGUGUCUUUGUGCAUUGUGCCGCAGGAAAGUCCCGCUCCGUGGCUGUUGUAAUAGCGUAUCUGCUGUGGCGGCAUCCUAACCUUUUCGACCCUAACAUUGUCGGGAGUCGGAAUGGGAAGCUGGACGACGCGCCACCGUCAAACGAGCCGCGCUCGCGACGCCAGACGGCUCACGAGACAUUACACGCGGCAUUGACCCAUGUACAGCGCACGAGACCCAUGGCCGAGCCCAAUGAUGGAUUCAUGAGUCAACUCGAGCUGUGGUGGGAGAUGGGCUGCCCUGUCGAGGGUGAUAUUGAGCAGCACCCACUAUACCAACGAUGGGCGUAUCAUCGAGAAGUGGAGGAGAAUGUGGCCGUAGGUCAGGCACCGCCACGCUUACGCUUCGAGGAUGAGGUGGCCGCCGGCGACAAGACCAACGAGCUGGGAGGUCUGAGUCUACGAUCCCUGUGCCAACAUCACUUCAUCGAGCCGUUGGGCUGGAUGCGGAGCGAGCUCGAAAAGGGCGAGCUCAAUGGGCGACUGCAAUGUCCCACGCCACGGUGCGGCGCUGGAGUAGGCAGAUACGACUGGAAAGGGUUCAAGUGUUCGUGUGGCGCGUGGGUGACACCGGCCUUCUCGCUGCAAAAGGGCAGGGUGGAUGAUGUUGUAGUUAGGAGUCCAGCCACCACCACGAGUGACGCGGCGCGAAAGCAGAGCUUAGGGAUACGCAUGCCGCCAGGAGUUCGAGAGGUCAAUCUGUGA